This is a messenger RNA of Alnus glutinosa, 2114 nucleotides long. RefSeq names its product probable inorganic phosphate transporter 1-3. The transcript has 2 exons. Lineage: Eukaryota; Viridiplantae; Streptophyta; Magnoliopsida; Fagales; Betulaceae. The coding region runs from base 255 to 1829 and encodes 524 amino acids. Gene Ontology annotation, molecular function: phosphate transmembrane transporter activity. The record is from RefSeq and is a predicted model, not a curated record. Gene Ontology annotation, biological process: phosphate ion transport; transmembrane transport. Gene Ontology annotation, cellular component: membrane.
UAGAUGCAGGUGGUAUUUGCCACCAUAGGAUGGCGGAGGUGAUUUCAGUUUUCUAGCUAUAGCUAGGGUGUCUAUCGGAAGCUCUUCUAUAUAUAUAUAUAGCCGGCUACUCUUCUCAUUAUCGAUCGUCUCCAUCCACAACACAACUAACCACACUCUCCAUCUCUCGGCGCAAAUAUAUAGGAAAUAUUUCAAGAAGCAGGAAAUUUUGGCAACGAAAGUGGAAAAUACCAUUAAGGCUGUAAGAUUCAACCAUGGCUAGAGAACAAUUGGGAGUGCUUGAGUCACUCGAUAUUGCAAAGACCCAAUUGUACCAUUUCACGGCAAUUGUAAUAACUGGAAUGGGAUUCUUCACCGAUGCAUAUGAUCUCUUAUGCAUCUCUCUCGUGACCAAGUUACUUGGCCGCAUAUACUACACAGUUGAUGGCGCAGCAAAGCCAGGCACCUUGCCCCCCAACGUGGCAGCCGCUGUUAAUGGUGUUGCGUUUUGUGGCACUUUGGCUGGGCAGCUCUUCUUCGGCUGGCUUGGUGACAAAUUGGGCCGCAAGAAGGUGUAUGGUGUGACCCUCCUUCUGAUGAUAAUCUGCUCCAUUGGCUCAGGGCUCUCCUUCGGACACUCAGCGAACGGUGUGAUUACCACGCUCUGUUUCUUCCGGUUCUGGCUUGGCUUUGGCAUUGGCGGAGACUAUCCUCUUUCCGCUACAAUCAUGUCCGAAUACGCUAACAAAAAGACUCGUGGGGGGUUUAUCGCUGCGGUUUUUGCCAUGCAAGGAUUUGGGUUUUUAACUGGUGGGAUUGUUACUUUGAUCGUUUCGGGCGCGUUCAAUGACAAAUACCCUGCUCCUCCAUACAAUGUUAAUGCGGCAGAAUCCCUGCCACGACAAGCUGAUUACAUUUGGCGCAUAAUCCUCAUGUUUGGAGCCAUCCCGGCCGCCCUGACCUUCUACUGGCGCAUGAAAAUGCCCGAGACAGCUCGUUACACCGCCCUGGUAGCCAAGAAUGCAAAACAGGCGGCGGCAGACAUGUCUAUGGUGCUGCAGGUCGAGAUCAAACCAGAAGAACACAAGUUACCGACUCAGGAAGCAUAUGGUUUAUUCUCCAAAGAAUUUGCGAGACGCCACGGGCUUCACUUGGUUGGAACCGCUACUUGUUGGUUCUUGUUGGACAUUACCUUUUAUAGUCAAAACCUUUUCCAGAAGGAUAUCUUCACAUCAAUUGGUUGGCUUCCAGAGUCGCAGAAAAUGAGCGCCAUUGAAGAGCUUUACAAGGUUGCAAGGGCACAAACAAUAAUAACACUGUGCGGGGUUGUGCCUGGGUAUUGGUUUACGGUGGCCUUCAUUGAUUAUUUGGGACGGUUUGUAAUACAACUGAUGGGUUUCUUCUUCAUGUCCGCCUUCAUGUUUGCGCUUGCUAUCCCUUACAAUCAUUGGAAGCUACCGCACAACCGGAUUGGGUUCCUCGUGAUGUACUCCUUCACCUUUUUCUUCGCCAACUUUGGACCGAAUUCGACAACAUUUAUUGUACCAGCAGAAAUUUUCCCAGCAAGGGUAAGGUCUACUUGUCAUGGAAUAUCCGCCGCGUCGGGGAAGGCUGGAGCUAUUGUUGGUGCAUUUGGGUUUUUGUACGCUUCUGAAAGCAGUAACAAAGCUCUAACAGAUCCAGGGUACCCGCCUGGCAUUGGAAUGAAAAAUGCACUCCUUGUGCUCGCUUCGAUCAACGUAUUGGGUAUAUUUUUUACCUUUUUAGUGCCUGAAUCCAAGGGAAAAUCGCUCGAGGAGUUGACAGGGGAGAACGAGGACGAAACCGGAGAGACCGAAGUUCCUGUGUAAUAAGGAGUUAAUUUCAAUAUUUACUUGGGUUUCUAGCUUUCGUGCAAUGCAAUAUACAUGCAUGAAGUUUUAUACUUUGGUCGCGCGCUGGAAAUUAAAGAAGUACUAUAUGCAUGUAUUUAAUAAAAGGCAAUUUGAACUUUGUAGUGCCCGUCUUUCUGAAGGCCUAGAUGUUUGAUUGGACCUUGAAAAUUCAACUGCAUGUUUGAUUUCAAUUAAUCCUUUUAGGAUUUGUGUGAUAGCAUCUUCGAUCUUGAAUAAAUUAAACCACUUGUUGCACGUUAA